AUGGUCAAGGAGGAGAUGAGCGCCUUUGAGCGCAAGCGGCUCGAUAACAUUGCCGCCAAUCGAGCCAUACUCACAGACAUAUCGACGACGUCGAAGAAGAUAAUACCGGCGGCGAAACCGCCGACCAAGUCUGGACCGAAGCGCAAGUCCCGGGCCGAGCCGAUCAAGCGUGAGCCGACGCGACCGACGCGGAUGAGCUCGCGCCUCGCAGGACUCGACGCCGACUCCGAGACGGCGAAACGAAAGAUGGAAGUUCAGCUGGAGCACGAGACGGAAAAGGCAAGAGCCAAAAGGAUGCGGGUCAACGGAGACCUGAACCUCGGCGACAUAGUCGUCGAGGGCAAGAAAUGGGGCAGCGGCAUCGACGGGCUCAAAGGUCUCGUCCGAGGCGCCGAGCCCGGCGUCCGCACCUUUACCGAGGACGACGUCAAGGAGACGACGGAUCAGAGCCUGAAGGACUUGCGCCACCGCAUGGGCGCACUCGAGCUCUACAAGCACUGGAUGCCCAAUGAUAUCAAAAUCACGCCUCAACGAGUCUAUGCCCUCGGCUUCCACCCGACAGAAGACAAACCCAUCGUGUUUGCGGGCGACAAAGAGGGUGCCAUGGGCGUGUUUGACGGAUCGCAAACGGCGCCCGAGGCCGACGACGACGACGAGUCCGAUGCCGAUCCCGUCAUUUCCGCCUUCAAGACUCACGCUCGAACCAUUACUUCCUUUGUGUUUUCUGCGACCGACUCGAACGCAGUCUACUCAUCGUCCUACGAUUCGUCCAUACGGAAGAUGGACCUCGAAAAGGGCCUCUCGACCCAGGUUUUCGCUCCCGACGACGACGAGGACCUCCCCAUCUCCGCCCUCGACAUGGCCGCGGCCGAGCCAAACAUUCUCUACUUUUCCACCCUCGACGGCAGCGUCGGCCGCUAUGACGUCAGAGCCCCCGGCGGCGAGGAGAUGUGGAAGCUCUCGGAUUCCAAGAUUGGUGGCUUCUCUCUCCACCCCCUGCAGCCUCACUUGAUGGCCACUGCUUCGCUGGACAGGACGAUGAAGAUCUGGGACCUGAGGAAGAUUGUCGGCAAGGGCGACAUGCGACACCCGACCCUGCUCGGCGAGCACGAAUCCCGCCUGUCCGUGUCGCACGCCUCCUGGAGCGCCGGCGGCCAGGUGGCCACCUCGUCGUACGACGACACGGUCAAGAUUUACAACUUUUCCGACGCCGCUGCCUGGACGCCUGGCCACGACCUGGCGCCCAAGGCCAUGGAGCCGGCCCAGACGAUCCGGCACAACAACCAGACGGGUCGGUGGGUGACCAUCCUGAAGCCGCAAUGGCAGAAGCGGCCGAACGACGGCGUCCAAAAGUUUGUCAUUGCCAACAUGAACCGCUUCGUCGACGUGUUCGCAUCCGACGGGAGCCAGCUGGCGCAGCUGGAUGGAGAGGGCAUCACCGCCGUGCCUGCGGUUGCUCACUUUCAUCCGACCAUGGACUGGGUUGCCGGCGGGAACGGCAGCGGCAAGCUGUGUCUGUGGACCUGA
Drechmeria coniospora is the source of this 1527-nucleotide messenger RNA. RefSeq names its product WD repeat containing protein. Gene Ontology annotation, biological process: regulation of DNA damage checkpoint. The transcript has 2 exons. NCBI's taxonomy places the organism in Eukaryota, Fungi, Ascomycota, Sordariomycetes, Hypocreales, Ophiocordycipitaceae. Gene Ontology annotation, cellular component: nucleus. The record is from RefSeq and is a predicted model, not a curated record. The coding region runs from base 1 to 1527 and encodes 508 amino acids. Gene Ontology annotation, molecular function: protein binding; DNA binding.